Messenger RNA from Trichoderma virens Gv29-8, 777 nucleotides. RefSeq lists its product as uncharacterized. The transcript is spliced from 2 exons. The record is from RefSeq and is a predicted model, not a curated record. Bases 22 to 591 code for a protein of 189 amino acids. Lineage: Eukaryota; Fungi; Ascomycota; Sordariomycetes; Hypocreales; Hypocreaceae.
AACAUAACGAACAUAUCUAUAAUGGCUCACUCUAAUACCACCCUGGAUCUCGUUCCUGAACCUGUCUCUAAGCUCCCGGAGCGACCCAAGGCUGAUGGAUCCGCCUUGAACGAGCACGAGCGCUCCGAGAUCGCAUUUGUCGACAAAUACAGUGCCCCUGAUGUCUAUAUCAACGAGAAGAACGAUACUCUGUGGUUCCCAUGGAUCGGCCCCAUCGAGUUGAAGCCCAUGCGUAUGGAGAACAGGACCGGUACCUUCGUUGUCGGGCUACGAUCAAAGGUGGCUGCGAGCUUGGGCAAGCACCGACACCGUGGAACCGUUACUGCUAUCACCAUGUCAGGAGAAUGGGGCUAUAAGGAAUACGACUGGGUUGCUCGGCCAGGAGAUUGGGUAUGCGAAAAUCCUGGCGUUAUUCAUACCCUGUCCGUCGAGGACAGCACCGACAUUGUGUUUACCAUUACUGGUAGCAUUGAGUUCCUCAACGAUGAUGAUAGCUUGAAGUUCACACUGGAUAUAUUUAGCUUUGCUAAGCUGUAUUACGAUCACUGUAAGGAGAAGGGCAUCAAGCCGAACGAUGCUCUGUGGCAUUAAAUAUAUAUAACGUAUAUGUUCACGGCCAGUGGCGGAUAGGUGUGAUUCGCAAAGGGCCCGGUCCAUUCGCGAAUACGAAUUAAUAGCGGUGUGUACCGAAACUAGUCAACUGAUUCAGCUUCUAGUUCUCUUUUCUGUCCUUCACUCCUACCAAAAUGCCAAAAUAGAGCCGGCAAUUGCCCUCGU